AGUCUAAGGAGAAUGUUGUGCCCCCCUGGUGGAUGAGCAACAGAGACAGCAGAUGAUGAAGACAAGAAAGGUCAAGAUCUAUAUAAAGGAAUCAACAGUAGCCUUCCUUGAGGAACUGCCUUUCCCAUUUGCUGCCUGGAGUUAACGUUUCCUGCUGGCAGAAUCAGGGACAUGCCAGCACUAGCGGGAUGAGUGGGUGCUCCGGCGGGGAUGUGGUCAUUGAUGGCCAGUGAGAGUGAGACCACCACAGCCCAUUUCUUCCUUGGAGCUGGAGAUGAGGGGCUGGGCACCCGUGGAAUAGGUAUGAGGACAGAAGAGAGUGACGGCGAGCUCCUUGAGGACGAAGAGGAUGAAGUGCCUCCUGAACCUCAGAUCAUUGUUGGUAUCUGUGCCAUGACCAAGAAAUCCAAAUCCAAGCCAAUGACCCAAAUUCUAGAGAGACUCUGCAGAUUUGACUACCUGACCGUUAUCAUCCUGGGAGAAGAUGUGAUCCUCAAUGAACCUGUGGAAAACUGGCCAUCCUGCCACUGCCUCAUCUCUUUCCACUCCAAAGGCUUUCCUCUGGACAAAGCUGUUGCUUACUCCAAGCUUCGAAACCCCUUUCUUAUCAAUGAUCUGGCCAUGCAGUAUUACAUCCAAGAUAGGAGGGAGGUGUAUCGGAUCCUGAAGGAGGAGGGUAUUGAUCUGCCUCGAUAUGCUGUGCUCAACCGUGACCCUGCCCGGCCUGAGGAAUGCAACCUGAUAGAAGGUGAAGACCAGGUAGAAGUCAAUGGAGCUGUCUUUCCCAAACCCUUUGUGGAGAAGCCAGUGAGUGCAGAGGACCACAAUGUUUACAUCUACUACCCCAGUUCAGCUGGAGGAGGAAGCCAGCGCCUCUUCCGUAAGAUUGGCAGCCGAAGCAGCGUUUACUCUCCUGAGAGCAGCGUCCGAAAGACAGGGUCAUACAUCUAUGAGGAAUUUAUGCCAACAGAUGGCACAGAUGUCAAGGUGUAUACAGUGGGGCCAGAUUAUGCCCAUGCUGAAGCUAGAAAAUCUCCAGCUUUGGAUGGGAAAGUCGAACGAGACAGUGAGGGGAAAGAGAUUCGUUAUCCAGUCAUGUUGACUGCCAUGGAAAAGCUGGUGGCCAGAAAAGUCUGCGUAGCUUUUAAGCAAACAGUUUGUGGAUUUGAUCUUCUUCGUGCUAAUGGUCACUCCUUUGUGUGUGAUGUCAAUGGCUUCAGUUUUGUCAAGAACUCAAUGAAAUACUAUGAUGACUGUGCCAAGAUUCUGGGGAACACCAUAAUGCGAGAGCUUGCCCCACAGUUUCAGAUCCCCUGGUCCAUCCCCACAGAGGCUGAGGACAUUCCCAUUGUUCCUACCACAUCUGGCACUAUGAUGGAACUUCGUUGUGUCAUUGCGAUUAUCCGUCAUGGGGAUCGUACCCCCAAGCAGAAGAUGAAGAUGGAGGUGACACACCCAAGGUUUUUUACUCUGUUUGAAAAACAUGGUGGCUACAAGACAGGGAAAUUAAAACUAAAGCGACCUGAGCAGCUCCAGGAGGUUCUGGACAUCACGAGGCUGCUGUUGGCUGAACUAGAGAAAGCACCAGGUGGUGAGAUCGAGGAGAAGACUGGGAAACUAGAGCAGCUGAAGUCUGUGUUGGAGAUGUAUGGUCACUUCUCAGGUAUCAACCGGAAGGUUCAAUUGACUUACUAUCCUCAUGGAGUAAAGGCUUCUAAUGAGGGGCAAGAUCCGCAGGGGAAGGCUCUGGCUCCAUCUCUAUUGUUGGUACUGAAGUGGGGUGGAGAAUUGACUCCUACUGGCCGUGUUCAGGCUGAGGAGCUUGGGCGAGCUUUUCGUUGCAUGUACCCUGGAGGACAGGGUGACUAUGCUGGUUUCCCUGGUUGUGGGCUGCUUCGUCUCCAUAGCACUUUCCGCCAUGAUCUUAAGAUCUAUGCCUCUGAUGAGGGCCGUGUCCAGAUGACUGCUGCUGCUUUUGCCAAGGGCCUUCUGGCUCUAGAAGGGGAGCUGACACCCAUUUUGGUACAAAUGGUGAAGAGUGCCAACAUGAAUGGGCUCCUGGACAGUGAUGGUGAUUCCUUGAGCAGUUGCCAACACCGCGUAAAGGCUCGACUGCACCAUAUUUUGCAGCAGGAUGCACCCUUUGGCCCUGAGGACUAUGAUCAGCUGGCUCCCACUGGAAGCACUUCCCUGCUUAACUCCAUGACUGUCAUCCAGAAUCCUGUGAAGGUCUGUGGUCAGGUAUUUGCCCUGAUUGAAAACCUCACCCAUCAGAUUCGGGAACGGAUUCAGGACCCCAAGUCUGUAGACCUGCAACUCUACCACAGUGAGACAUUAGAGCUAAUGCUACAGCGUUGGAGCAAGCUGGAGCGUGACUUUCGACAGAAGAGUGGGCGCUAUGAUAUCAGUAAGAUCCCUGACAUCUAUGACUGUGUCAAGUAUGAUGUGCAGCACAAUGGGAGUCUGGGACUUCAAGGCACAGCAGAGUUGCUACGUCUCUCUAAGGCAUUGGCCGAUGUGGUUAUUCCCCAGGAGUACGGGAUCAGUCGGGAGGAGAAACUGGAAAUUGCUGUGGGCUUCUGUCUUCCAUUGUUGCGGAAGAUACUACUUGACCUGCAGAGAACCCACGAGGAUGAGUCUGUCAACAAGCUGCAUCCCCUGUACUCCCGAGGAGUGCUUUCCCCAGGCCGCCAUGUUCGAACACGUCUCUAUUUCACCAGUGAGAGCCACGUCCACUCCCUACUCAGCGUCUUCCGUUAUGGGGGACUUCUUGAUGAGACCCAGGAUGCACAAUGGCAAAGAGCUUUGGCUUAUCUUAGUGCCAUUUCGGAGCUCAACUACAUGACCCAGAUUGUCAUCAUGCUUUAUGAGGACAACACACGGGAUCCCUUAUCAGAGGAACGGUUUCACGUGGAGCUACACUUCAGCCCUGGAGUGAAAGGUGUCGAGGAAGAAGGCAGUGCCCCGACUGGCUGUGGAUUCCGUCCAGCCUCUUCAGAGAAUGAGGAGAUGAAAACAGACCAAGGCAGCAUGGAGAACCUGUGCCCAGGAAAGGCAUCAGAUGAGCCAGACCGGGCUUUACAGACUUCACCCCAGCCUUCUGAGGGCCCUGGCCUCCCAAGGAGAUCACCCCUCAUUCGUAACCGAAAAGCUGGCUCCAUGGAGGUGCUUUCUGAGACUUCAUCCUCAAGGCCUGGUGGUUACCGGCUCUUUUCAUCUUCACGGCCACCAACGGAGAUGAAGCAGAGUGGUCUAGGCUCACAGUGCACAGGGCUGUUCAGCACCACAGUGCUGGGUGGCUCCUCCAGCGCCCCGAAUCUUCAGGACUACGCCCGCAGCCAUGGCAAAAAGCUACCACCUACCAGUCUGAAGCACCGAGAUGAGCUCUUGUUUGUCCCGGCCGUAAAACGAUUUUCUGUGUCAUUUGCAAAGCAUCCGACUAACGAGCUGCUAGAUGACCAGCACCCUGUGGUCCGGUUGCUGCGCAGUUUUUCCUCUGACUACCCAGGGGGCUGGCCAGUCUCCUUGGAUGCCACCCUGGCGCAUCACCUGCACCAGUGCUCCUACCACCUGCGCCUCUUCCGGAACUGGCUACGCUCAGGCCAGGAUGACCCCGAGUGCCUCUACGGAUUUGAAGGGUGCUCCAUGGUGCCUACCAUCUACCCCCUGGAAACACUGCAUAAUGCCCUUUCCCUGCAUCAAGUGAGUGAAUUCUUGAGUAGAGUCUGCCAGCGCCACACUGAUGCCCAGGGACAGCCAUCUGCAGCCCUCUUUGACUCCAUGCACAGCAACCAGGCCUCAGAUAGUCCAUUUUCCCCACCCCGUACUCUUCAUUCACCUCCCCUGCAACUACGGCAGCACUCUGAGAAGCCCCCCUGGUACAGCAGUGGCCCUUCUAGCACUGUGUCCAGUGCUGGUCCUUCCUCCCCUACUGCAGUGGAUGAUAACUCCCAUUUUGGCUUCAGUGACCAACCUUCCCUAAAUUCUCAUGUGACUGAAGAACAUCAAGGCCUUGGGCUCCAAGAAGCCCCUGGGAAUGGAGCACAAGAGCUUUUCAUAGAAGGGGAGCAAGAGCUUUUUGAACCAAAUCAGUCCCCACAGGAGCCACCUGUGGAAAACAGCCAGCCAUUCCAGGACGUCCUUGAGGAGGUCAGCCAGCCAUGCCAGGAGAUGCCUCAGAUCAGCCAGCCAUGCCAGAAGGCCAACCAGUUGUGCCGGAAAGUACCUGAGGAAGUUUGCCAGCUUUGCCAGGAAAACCCUGAGGAGGCCAGCCAGCUAUUCCAGGGGGUCCCUGUGGAGGUUGGCAGGCUGGUCCAUGAGUUUCCUGUAGCAGUUGGGGACCUUGUCCAGGAAACUCUUGUGGAAGUUGGCUGGCCAGCCCAAGAGAUCCCUGAGGAGCUCAGCCAGCCAUGCCAGGAGUUCUCUCUGGAGCUUGGCAGGCUGGCCCAGGAAGCUUCUGCAAUUAAUAUGUUGUCUCAGGACUUCCCUGAGGUUGAUAAACCAUCUCAAGAGUUCCCUAGGGAGAUUGAUCUGCAGACACAGGAAGUCCCUGAGAUUAAUCAGCAGUCUUGGGUGGUCCCUGAGGUGACUGACCAGCUGCCUGGAGAGGAUGUUCCUCAAGGCCAGUAUCCAUCUAGUGAUCCAAACCCUCAGAGCCAGUCUCUAGCCCACGACCAGCCACCAGCAACAUGUAAUUAAUCACUUUCUCAUUAGUGGUGUCACACUGCAGCAGCCAUUUGAGCCAGCAACCUUUUCUGUUGGCUAACUCACUGGCCAGCGUGAGGCCUUGGCCGUCACCAGAGGUGUCUGAGGAAGCAGUCCUCUUGGCAUGAAGCAUACCUGUGCCAGAGCUGUUCUUGGGGAGGAGGCAAUUUUAUGUUCAAAGCAGCCAUUGGCUCCUCGCCUAGCCACUAGCCUUGAAUAGGAUUUCCUUGGGGUAGGCAGGUCUAUCAUUACCCAACCUACUCUGAGCAUCGUAGAAAAUCUCAGACUUUUAAAGGAAAUGCCACUUAACUGCCGAAGACAUCAUUGGGGGACAACAAAAAAGGGGGGACUUCACUUUUCUGGGGAAAUAUUCAUAGCUUCUCAAGAUACCAUUAGACAUGCAUUCAGGGGGACAUAUAUGCAUUCAGGGGGACUCUUUGCUAGCACUCCUCAGGUGAGUCCAGGAUCUCCAUCUGAAAUGUCUGAAAAAUAGAGAGUCCUCUUCCCAAACAAACAUCUGUCAUGGCCACUAAUCUUUAGACUGGGCUUAUGGAUGUUUCCACAUCAUCCCCGAGUGCCCCAUCUGCCCCAGUCCUAUUCCUCUGGUCUACAGCUCUACGGAAAAAUAGGUAUUAGAUUGCUGUGCAAUUUUUAGAGUAACUACUUAAAAUGCUCUUGGCCAAUCUAUGAUUCUGGGCCUUCCUUUCUUGUGGGACUGUUUGGAUUAGGAGAUGCUGUGGAGGAGAGAAUCAGGUUCUAUUUUAAGCAAUCAGCAGAGAUCAAUAUUGUACAGACAUGGGCAAAGAUUUAUCUAUCUAUCUAUCUAUCUAUCUAUCUGUCUCUAUAUAUAUUUCUGUAGUUGUGCCAGGGACAGACUGGUCAAAGACCAAAUAUUCCAGUGUCCCCAAGAAGUUUGUCCUUAUAUCAUUGUGUCUUUAGGGCCAGAUGUGAUUAUGAAGCUUUUCCCAAAGAUCUGGAGAUGGGAUUGGGCGUGGGUAGGAGGGGUAAUUGGGGUGGGGGGCCGGAACAUUAUAAGUGCUCAAUAAAUGUGAAAUAAUGAGAA
This is a messenger RNA of Galeopterus variegatus (Sunda flying lemur), 5767 nucleotides long. RefSeq names its product diphosphoinositol pentakisphosphate kinase 1 (gene PPIP5K1). Gene Ontology annotation, molecular function: diphosphoinositol pentakisphosphate kinase activity; 5-diphosphoinositol pentakisphosphate 1-kinase activity; inositol hexakisphosphate kinase activity. NCBI's taxonomy places the organism in Eukaryota, Metazoa, Chordata, Mammalia, Dermoptera, Cynocephalidae. Gene Ontology annotation, biological process: inositol phosphate biosynthetic process; inositol metabolic process. Bases 211 to 4698 code for a protein of 1495 amino acids. The record is from RefSeq and is a predicted model, not a curated record. The transcript has 32 exons. Gene Ontology annotation, cellular component: cytosol.